Molecule: messenger RNA, 2059 nt
Organism: Dalotia coriaria
Lineage: Eukaryota; Metazoa; Arthropoda; Insecta; Coleoptera; Staphylinidae
Product: cytochrome P450 9e2-like
Exons: 4
Coding region: 179-1765 (528 amino acids)
Molecular function (GO): oxidoreductase activity, acting on paired donors, with incorporation or reduction of molecular oxygen; iron ion binding; heme binding
Source: RefSeq, a predicted model, not a curated record
AAGCAGCCACUGACAAGUGGCGCUUCAAGGACUCACGAUAAUUUUGUUUUCGGUCUACCGUAAACAACGUUUACAAUAUUUCACAACGUUUCAUCGGUAAGUGCAACUAAACGUAGAUAAGUAAUUUAUUUAAAGGUUUAUAAAUAAAUAUCAAACUUCAAGUAUCUGAUUUAAUACAAUGUUUUGGUUUGUGUUUCUUGUGGGAGCAGCAUUGCUGGCUUAUUAUUAUAUUAUAAAACCUCAACAAUUUUGGAAACAACGAAAUGUUCCACAAGGUUUUACCUAUCCGAUACUUGGUGACAACUUUAAAUUAUUGUUUGGAUUGGAAAAUUCCACUGAAAUGACUCAAAACGCCUACAAUCGCUUUAAAAGCAGUCGCUACGUUGGAAUACAUCAAGGAAACCGACCGGCGUUGAUGUUGCGUGAUCCUGAAUUAAUUAAACAAGUUACCGUUAAAGAUUUCGAUCAUUUUGUCAAUCAUAGAUCUAUUAUUUCGGAGAAGCAGGAACCGUUGUGGAAUCGUAAUUUGCUUUCGUUGCAAGGCGAUGAAUGGAAAAAAAUGCGUGCAACCUUGAGCCCGGCCUUUACCUCUUCCAAAAUGCGUGCUAUGUUUUCGCUUAUGGAACAGAAUGCACGACAAUUUGUUAAUUUUUAUUUAGAGCAGAAAAAAGAUAUUAUUGAAUUGGAGAUGAAAGAUGCGUUUACACGUUAUGCUAAUGAUGUUAUUGGGAAUUGCGCGUUUGGUGUAACUGUGGAUUCACUUAAAGAACCAGAAAAUGAAUUUUAUAUGAGAGGAAAGGCUGCUACUACUUUUAAAGGUUUCUGGUCGAUGGCAAAACUUACUCUCAACUUUAUUUCACCUGCGUUUACCGAUUUUCUUGGAAUACAUUUAUUCGAUAAAGACGCCACAAAUUACUUCCAAAACUUAGUUCGAGAGACUGUGAAUUAUCGUGUGGAGAAGAAAAUUCAUCGGCCAGACAUGAUUAAUCUCUUGAUUGAAGCGCGCAAGGGUAAUUUGAAAUAUGAAGAGGUACACGAACAAAAAGAAGCAGGGUUCUCAUCAGUUGAAGAAUCUAGUAUUGGUAGAGGCACUACAACUAAUGUGGGUAUGAGUGAUGAAGACAUGGCCGCACAAGUCUUCAUCUUUUUCUUUGCUGGUUUUGAUACUAUUUCCACGAUGAUGUCAUUCAUGUGCUAUGAAUUAGCUCUCAAUCCUGAUGUUCAAAAGAAGUUAAUCGAAGAAAUUGACGAAACAUUUAAAGAAAACAACGGAAAAUUAACUUAUGACGUCCUGAAUAAAAUGAAAUACAUGGAUAUGGUUAUAACAGAAAACAUGAGGAAGAAUCCGCCUUUUAUUUCGGCAGAUAGAGUGUGCACCAAAGCAUACACCAUUCAACCGGAAAAACCUGGUGAGAAACCCGUGCAUCUUGAAGUGGGUGAUAUGCUUCUACUUCCAAUGUCGGGUAUUCAUCACGACGAGGAAUAUUUCCCUAAUCCGAGCAGGUUUGAUCCCGAAAGAUUUUCAGAGGAAAAUAUGGACCAGAUUGUGCCUUAUUCCUAUCUUCCCUUUGGAGUGGGACCUAGAAAUUGCAUUGCAUCUAGAUUUGCGUUAAUGGAAUGUAAAACAUUGAUGUUCCACAUUUUGACUAACUUUGAAAUUACUGUUAUUAAAAAGACAACCAUUCCGAUGAAAUUAGCUAAGUAUCAGUUCUUCCCAGCAAUCGAAGGUGGUUUUUGGCUUGGUUUCCAACGUCGUCAACAUUAAAGUUAAUUUCAUGUUUAAAUUCGGUCAAUAUAAUAUGCAACGCAUGAUAAAACUCUGCGUCAAGGUCUAAACAGCAAACUAGCGAUAAUCAAGAAGACGAAGCAAAACAUAAACACAAUGAAAACCAGUUUGAUUCUUAUCAAGAAAACGCUACGCAGAGCAUCGACGAACAAUCACUUUGCAGUACUAAAACAACUAGCAUAAGCAUAAGACAGACAUUAUAUUAAUCUUGUAUCGUGAAUAAAUCUAUAUUCAUUGUUUAAUUUAACUAAAUACAUACAUACUUUUAUCUAA